UAUAGAUUCAUGUGAGCAUUGCUAUUUAUAUCUUCUGCAACUUGCGUUGUCAGGUGGACUCAUUAAUCAAUUAAUUUUUCAAGCCAGAAAUAUCAACAUGAUCUCACUGGAAGCACAUUCAUCAAAGGCUGCCAUCCUACAGAAGGAGCCAAAGUGGAUCGUAUGACGGCGUAUGUUAUGUUCGCUUGAUCACUUGUUAAGCAAUGGCGGACACCUACUGACCAGUAGAACCCGAUCCACACAUUAUACCUUGCUGACCGUGGGGGUUGAUGUUGGGAUACGAAUGCACAAAUUAACGCUGCUCAAAAACAUUACAUUUCCAAGGUAAACUCAUUUCCUUUUGAUACCCAACACAAACUCAAUGCUGUGUGUUAGUGUGUGUGACUGGGAUUGUGUCCCACAAGGGCAGCGGAGACAGACAUAAAUGGACAGGGACACUCGGGGAGGGUUGCAGCAUGGUGGUCGCGGGCUCCCUCACAAACAAAGCCAUUGUUGGCAUGACACUUUAAGUGAUUAUGUGGAGUUUGCCAGCACACAGUGCUGCUGGUGCCGUUCCAAUUAAUUACAAUCGCUCCCCCCUUGUCCCUCUGUCGUCUAUUUUAAUGGCGGGAAUUGCCACUCCCACAGGCCUGCCUUAUAUGUAUGCAAGCAGGCCUGAAGGGACAGCGGAUGGAGACUUAAACUGGCGGUUGAAGCAGCUUCCUAAAGAGGCUACGCUUACAGAGCUAGCUUGGCGUAAGGGAAGUCAGGAUUUUUUUUCUUUUUCAAUAUUUUCAUGAUUUUCCACUACAAUCCAACUAAAUUGUUUUAGUAAUACAUUUUUCAAUUGUUAAUUAGCUUUAUUAAUGUUUUUGUGUUUGAUAUCUUUAAAACGGAAUUUUUAAAACUGUCAGUCCAUCGUUUGAUUUGGAAGGGCUUUCUUAGUUGAACACAGCAAUUGAAAGCCACUUCGGCCAGGCUUCGGCCAGGCUGUCGUGGUGGAUGAGGAGCGCCGCUGAACGUAUAACUAGAUGGGAAACUGAGGGAUAUCAUGUGCAAGGUGCCAUGCAAGCUGACAAUUGUUCCCAGAGUCAGACCAGCAACACCUGUCCCACGCCAACGGAGAUUAGGUGGUCUGAACCGGCGAGGGUGAACAGUAACGGAGGAGUGCAACUCCCAGAUACCAGAGAGAGUAUGUUCCUCUGGGCAGGAAGUAAGGGCCCUCAAGGAGGAAGUGAGAGGAGACCUAACUACCGUAAGAGCCGCGAUUACGACGUGCUGGACAAGAGGAAAACGGUCACGGCUCUGAGGGCCGGGGAGGACCGAGCCAUCCUGUUGGGUCUGGGCAUGGUGCUGGUCUCCUUCAUGAUGUACUUUGUCCUGGCCAUCACCGUACUGCGCUCCUACUCUGACAGCGUGUGGACAGAGGAAUCGAGAUGCGUCAUCGUGAACGCCACCAUCGUGUGGGACGUAAACUGCUCGUUCAGCUGCGGAGCCGAGUGCUGGAAGAGCUCCCGUUACCCCUGCCUCCAGGUCUACGUCAGCCUCAACUCCUCGGGGAAGGUGGUGCGCCUGUCCCACAACGAGGAGAGCCAGGACAGGAACCCUGAGUGCUUCUAUGUGCCAAAGUGCCAGAAGGACUACGCCGCGACGCACGCCACGGUCCUGAACAUAUCCGAGCGCCUCCGCUCCCAGCGCACCGUGCUCUGCUUCGUGGACCCAGACGACCGGGCGGACAACGCCAUCCUGACCCAGAUCUACGGCCAGGUGGCGGUGUUCCACUCCCUCUUCUGGCCCACCUGCACCUUCAUCGUGGGCAGCAUCAUCAUCGCCAUGGUCAAGCUCAACCAACACCUGUCCGUCAUGUGCGAGCAGCUGAGCCGAAUUAAAAGAUGAGGAUUGAAUGCACCCUCCCGGGCGCCACAAGAACAAUUGGGGGCUGGGGGGGAAGCAAAGCCAUGGCAGUGGCUCUGUCGAGAGGAGAAGUUCAAAGGCGAGGGCGUGGCCCAUGCAUUGUACCUGGUUGAUGUACUGCACCUUGCACACCAGGGAGCUACCAAAGUCGUAUCUCAAGGGCAGUCUUAAAACACCAUCACUACGCAACUUCAAAUGCAUUGGACACUGGACAUGAAUUUCAUGGAAUGCAGCGCUCCAAAGAUUUGUUUGAUUUGCAGUGGAUGGACCUGAUAUGCGAUGUCUGUUGUUAACAGUCAUUUGACUGAGUGACAUUUGGGCCAAAGGCAAAAUUUACAGGAACUUUCACUAGCCGACGAGGAUAUGAAAAGACCUAAGGCAAGAAAAGAAAACUCCCAUAAAAUCAUGUAUGAACAGAUCAGCAACGUUAGCCAGAGAUUGGACACUAAGAACAUGGAAUAUGGAGAGCUUUUCUGAUUGGUAGCUACAAAAACAGCCCUGAUGGUUUUUAGGGUGGUUGAUUGAGACAUUUUGACCGCCUAAUUCAGAGUCAUACAUUCUGACUGAAGACAUACUGCUCCUUUAAAACGGUGUCGCUGAUAAAAUGUCAUAAAGCUGUAAUAUUGAAAAUAAUAUGACAGUGACACACAGUGUCAGUCCAUUUAUGAACUGACACUGUGAACAUACAAUGACCUAUCAGAAAAAUAUAAUGUUCUUGUCCUCAGAAUCUCAUCAUCAUCUCAUCAUCAUCUUCCUCAUCAUCAUCGUUGCCAUCACGUUCUGUCACAUAAUUGUUUUAGAAGCAGUGAAUAUGUGAGGUACCAAUAUCUCAAUCAGUACAGUUGCCAACAAGGGAAAACUCCAUUGCCACAUUAAGAUUACAAUAGAGAAAAAUUAACCUAAUUAAGGCUAUCAGAUAGACAAUAAUGAUGAAAUGUCUGCCAUUUUGCAGAGGAUUUUAUCCAAAGUAUCUUACAAAACCAAAAGACAUUCUUUGCAUGGAUGGGCAAGGAGGGAAUAGAUACAGACAAAUAGAUAGACAUUUUUGUCUAUCUAGACAAAAAUUUGAUAGGAUUUUUUGGACGGUUAAAUAAAACAGCUUAUCUAGUAAGGAGUCAAUUUCAACAGGCAGCUGUAAAAUGUUCUUUAACUUUAAGUCUCACAUGACCAAGAACUAAAGUUUUGUAUCCCCUCUUCUUUGAAUAAUCAGUGUUUUAAGGGCCAAAUAUCUGAUCAAAAAUAAUAAAGAAAGUUAGUUGAAGAUGGAGUUAAGGCAAUUGAUGUGAGGUUCCAAACACCUACCCUCCACUCAGUAGGGUGUACAAAAAGGAGCCAUUGCAUUUUGUUUCCUUUAGGUUUUUCUCUGGCAGCUGCUCCCCCUCAGAGCGUGACCAUUUGCCAGGCAGGGGAUGUGCACUCCAUUUGGGUAAUAAUGUAAACAGAAAAAAAGUAAUAUAAUUAUAAUUGUGAAUAUAGUUGAAUAUUAGUUGGCCUGGAAGGAUUUAGAUUAUCUUCUUUCUUUUCUGAAGACUCUGAAUUUUACCCCGGAAAUCUUUGGACAUGUUCAGGCUCCAAAUCCCAUGUCCUCAAUCUUAUUCUGUUGGAUUUUAUUCACCCACUCCCAACCGAAAGAAACUCACUCACUCACACUCACACACACACUCACACACACACUGUGGCAACCCGCUACCCCAAUGAGCCGGGUUCCAGUUAAGAAACACAAGUUUCAGUGAGGGUUAAAGCCUCAUUCGUCAUUUAUUGCAUAUAUCUGAGACAAUCCAUGAUACUCGCGGUCUCUAGGGCCUCCGUGGGCCUCUAGCCGCUCGCAGACCAGAGCGCUUCCUGCUUCCUUGCUCCCGUUCCUCCAGAGCGCUUCCUCCUUCCUCGCUCCCGUUCCUGGUCUGCCCCUAAUGUCAGUCCUCGUGCUCCUCUUAAAAUGGCUCCUCGGCUUUCGGCCAGGUGUCCCCCAAUCUCGCUGAUUGGGGAGAGAGUGAUGCUCUUCGUCGCCACUCAGUGGGUGGCGGUGGUAUACACUGUCAAUCACCCCACCUUGGACCCGCCCGGACCGAGGUUUAAGUGGCGGGAUGCCACAACACACACUCACAUAUACACACACACACACACACACACACACACACACACACACACACACACACACACACACACACACACACACACACACACACACACACACACACACACACACACACACACACAGUGCAGGGAGAGAUAAUGAGUCCAUGGAGGACAUUCAGGCUUUACUGCUGCU
Messenger RNA from Gadus chalcogrammus (walleye pollock), 4162 nucleotides. It is a transcript of the gene s100p, whose product is annotated as calcium-activated potassium channel subunit beta-2. Gene Ontology annotation, molecular function: calcium-activated potassium channel activity; potassium channel regulator activity. Bases 982 to 1875 code for a protein of 297 amino acids. The record is from RefSeq and is a predicted model, not a curated record. Gene Ontology annotation, biological process: potassium ion transport; detection of calcium ion. Gene Ontology annotation, cellular component: membrane; voltage-gated potassium channel complex. The transcript is spliced from 5 exons. Lineage: Eukaryota; Metazoa; Chordata; Actinopteri; Gadiformes; Gadidae.